GCUAGUUUACCCGUCGACAUGUAGCUGUAGCCUGUAACCUUUAUUUAUUGGGCACCUUAUCAUCAUUUAUUUAUUUUGUUCUCUGCAUGUUCCUAUUUACGUCAUUGCAAUAGACCUUUUCGAAAAUUUUGUUGAAAAUUGUCAAUGUUUCAGUCCGACUAUGGAAAUUCAACAUUAUUUUGAAGAAAUAAUUGUGGAUGUUGAUCAACUGGACUACUUAUUAAUGCACAACAAUCAUGAUGUCAGGCUAUUAGAAGAAGGUGGUCUCAAAAUGGAAAACCAUUGCCAUGCUUUUAGUGUCCUGGUCAGUGCUUGUGAAAAUGUUCCUGAACUACAUGCCAAGCUCUGCAGAGUAUAUACAUUAAUUUGGACUUUACUUCAGAUAGUGGAAAAUAAACUGGAAGGCUGUGGUUUACCUGACUGGCCAUCAUUCCAACUAAGUCUCCUACCUACACAAUCUGUAGGCAGACCAAGCUAUGAUAUUCAAUAUGACCAGGUAGCGUUCUUGAGAAAUUUGGGCAUGUCUUGGUCUGGGAUAUCAAAAGCUCUUAAAAUAUCAAGGCGGACCUUGUAUAGGAAGAAGGCAGAAUGGUCCUUUGAAAAUAUUGAAGCUAACAUUUCUAACGAAGACUUAGCAGUAUUAAUUCAGGAAAUUUUAACUCAAACGCCAAAUGCAGGCGAGCUCAAAGGAUCUGCGCUGCACAUCCUUGGUUUGGUGCAGUAA
Molecule: messenger RNA, 724 nt
Organism: Photinus pyralis (common eastern firefly)
Lineage: Eukaryota; Metazoa; Arthropoda; Insecta; Coleoptera; Lampyridae
Exons: 3
Coding region: 161-724 (187 amino acids)
Biological process (GO): DNA recombination
Molecular function (GO): DNA binding; DNA strand exchange activity
Source: RefSeq, a predicted model, not a curated record